AUGGAGAAAUCUGUAGUCACUGGUCUUCUUGCCAAAACUUUGAAGGUGAUCCCGGGGUCCAAUACUUCUCUAACAAGUCCAGAAGAAGCAGUGAAGAUGGUAAAGGAGUUUGGAACUCCGGUUAUUCUAAAGCCUGCACAUGGUACUGGUAAACAGGCAAUGCAGUAUGUGCACGAUAUUCAACAGAUACCGGAGGCGUUCCUGUUGAUGUCCAACACUGCGAAGAAAUUGUUUGGAGAUGGUUCAAUCAUUGUGAGAAAUUUAUCGAUCAGCCCA
Ostertagia ostertagi is the source of this 276-nucleotide messenger RNA. NCBI's taxonomy places the organism in Eukaryota, Metazoa, Nematoda, Chromadorea, Rhabditida, Trichostrongylidae. The record is from the annotation of a GenBank genome assembly.